UCACCAUCACCACCACCAUCACAAUCACCACCACCACCACCAUCACAAUCACCACCACCACCAUCACAAUCACCACCACCACCAUCACAGUCACCAUCACAAUCACCACCACCAUCACAAUCACCACCACCACCACAAUCACCACUACCAUCACAGUCACCACCACCAUCACAAUCACCACCACCAUCACAAUCACCACCACCACCACCAUCACAAUCACCACCACCACCACCACCAUCACCACCACCAUCACAGUCACCAUCACAAUCACCACCACCACCACCACCAUCACAAUCACCACCACCACCACCAUCACAAUCACCACCACCACCACCACCACAAUCACCAUCACCACCACCACCACCAUCACAAUCACCAUCACCACCACCAUCACAAUCACCACCACCACCAUCACAAUCACCAUCACCACCACCAUCACAAUCACCACCACCACCACCAUCACAAUCACCACCACCACCACCACCAUCACCACCAUCACCACCACCAUCACCACCAUCACCACCAUCACCACCAUCACCAUCACAAUCACCAUCACAGUCACCACCACCACCAUCACAAUCACCAUCACCACCACCAUCACAGUCACCACCACCACCAUCAAAAUCACCACCACCAUCACAAUCACCACCACCACCACAAUCACCACCACCACCAUCAAAAUCACCACCACCAUCACAAUCACCAUCACCAUCACAAUCACCACCACCACCAUCACAAUCACCAUCACCACCACCAUCACAGUCACCACCACCACCAUCAAAAUCACCACCACCAUCACCAUCACAAUCACCAUCACAGUCACCAUCACAGUCACCACCACCACCAUCACAAUCACCAUCACCACCACCAUCACAGUCACCACCACCACCAUCAAAAUCACCACCACCAUCACCACCACCAUCACCAUCACAAUCACCAUCACAGUCACCACCACCACCAUCACAAUCACCAUCACCACCACCAUCACAGUCACCACCACCA
Messenger RNA from Hemibagrus wyckioides, 1002 nucleotides. RefSeq lists its product as uncharacterized. The transcript is spliced from 2 exons. The annotation marks the transcript as partial. Lineage: Eukaryota; Metazoa; Chordata; Actinopteri; Siluriformes; Bagridae. The record is from RefSeq and is a predicted model, not a curated record.